AUGGCGCGGCAGCAGCUGGAGGUGCUGAGCGCCCUGGACGCGGCCAAGACGCAGUGGUACCACUUCACGGCGAUCGUGAUCGCCGGCAUGGGCUUCUUCACAGACGCCUACGACCUCUUCUGCAUCUCCCUCGUCACCAAGCUCCUCGGCCGCAUCUACUACUACCGGGAGGGCUCCCCGGAUCCGGGCUCCCUGCCGCCCCACGUCGCCGCCGCCGUCAACGGCGUGGCAUUCUGCGGCACGCUCUCGGGCCAGCUCUUCUUCGGCUGGCUCGGCGACAAGAUGGGGCGGAAGCGCGUGUACGGCAUGACGCUCAUGUGCAUGGUGGCGUGCUCCCUGGCGUCGGGCGUCUCCCUGGGCCGCUCUCCGGCCGCCGUCAUGGGCACGCUCUGCUUCUUCCGCUUCUGGCUCGGGUUCGGCAUCGGCGGCGACUACCCGCUCUCCGCCACCAUCAUGUCCGAGUACGCCAACAAGAAGACGAGGGGCGCCUUCAUCGCCGCCGUCUUCGCCAUGCAGGGGUUCGGCAUCCUCACGGGCGGCGUCGUCACGCUCGUCGUCUCGGCGGCCUUCCACGCGGCGUUCCCGUCGCCGGCGUACCAGGACGGCGCGGUGCCGUCCACGCCGGCGGAGGCCGACUACGUGUGGCGCGUCAUCCUCAUGUUCGGCGCCAUCCCGGCGCUGCUCACCUACUACUGGCGGAUGAAGAUGCCCGAGACGGCGAGGUACACGGCGCUGGUGGCCAGGAACGCAAAGCAGGCGGCGAGCGACAUGUCCAAGGUGCUGCAGGUGGACAUCGUCAGUGGUGGCGAUGCCGGCGACCGCCAACACGAUGAAUUCGGCCUCUUGUCGUCUGAGUUUUGGCGGCGCCACGGCCUCCACCUCCUCGGCACGACCAGCUGCUGGUUCCUGCUGGACAUCGCUUUCUACUCGCAGAAUCUGUUCCAGAAGGACAUCUUCAGUGCGAUCCACUGGAUCCCCAAGGCGCGCACCAUGAGCGCGCUGGAUGAGGUGUACCGCAUCGCGCGCGCGCAGACGCUGAUCGCGCUGUGCGGCACGGUGCCGGGCUACUGGUUCACGGUGGCGCUCAUCGACGUGCUGGGGCGCUUCAAGAUCCAGAUGAUGGGCUUCGCCAUGAUGACCGUCUUCAUGCUGGGGCUGGCCAUCCCCUACCACCACUGGACCACCCCGGGCAACCACAUCGGCUUCCUCGUCAUGUACGCCUUCACCUUCUUCUUCGCCAACUUCGGGCCCAACUCCACCACCUUCAUCGUGCCCGCCGAGAUAUUCCCGGCGAGGCUGCGGUCCACGUGCCACGGCAUCUCGGCGGCGGCGGGCAAGGCGGGCGCCAUCGUCGGAUCCUUCGGCUUCCUGUACGCGGCGCAGAGCAGGGACGAGUCCAAGGCGGAUCACGGCUACCCCGCGGGCAUCGGCGUGCGCUGCUCGCUCUUCGUGCUCGCCGUGUGCAGCCUCCUGGGGCUCGCCUGCACGCUCUUGGUGCCCGAGUCCAAGGGAAAGUCGCUCGAGGAGCUCUCCGGCGACAACCACGACCAACAACCACCGGCGCACGCAAGAACCAUGCCCGUCAUCGUCUAA
Miscanthus lutarioriparius is the source of this 1593-nucleotide messenger RNA. The record is from the annotation of a GenBank genome assembly. Lineage: Eukaryota; Viridiplantae; Streptophyta; Magnoliopsida; Poales; Poaceae.